GUCCUUGGGUUCACCAUUACCACGACCAGUCUAAUCACAACCUAACACAUUCAACUCACCGCUUGGGGCACAAAGCUCACCUCGGCCCACGACCUUUUGCAGGGCUUUCUGGGAGUCUUCGAGUCCUACUCUUUUAGAUGCAAUCAAUCAACCGUUUUCUGUAUGGACCUACCCCGGAUGAAAGAAUCCGAGCAUGGCAGACAAAGCUGCGUUCUGAACAACGUCUAUUGGAGCGGGAAAUGAGGCAGCUUGACAUGGCCACGAACAAGGCUCGCCAAACCGUGAAACAGCUAGCUACCAAAGGAGAUGUCAAAUCUGCACGUAUACUCGCACGGGAGGUGGUCCGCAGCAAUAAACAGAAAGACAGACUUUCAGUGAGCAAAGCAAGAUUGGGUUCAAUUAGCCAUCAGCUUGCGCAACAGCUAGCCAUGGCGAAGGUCACAGGAUCAUUACAGAAAUCUACGGAAAUUAUGAAACUUUCCAACACUCUCAUUCGACUACCCCAGAUUAGUCAAACGAUGCGUGAGAUGAGUAUGGAGAUGACGAAAGCUGGUAUCCUUGAAGAAAUGAUGGAUGAUACCCUCGAGAUGGAAGAAGACGAGGAGCUGGAGGAGGAAGCCGAUGCUGAAGUUGACAAGGUUCUCUUUGACCUUACGGAAGGAAAGCUCGGACAGGCUGGCACUGUACGAACCGAACUACCUACAUCCAAAGAGAGACUGGAAGACGAGGAGACAGAGAGAGCGAUGGAGAAAUAUCGACUCGAGUUGAAUGGUUUACUCAGCGGAUGAUCUCUAGGAUGGUUCUUGAAGCUUCAGAGGGUUCUUGUAUAUCUUGCAUACUAUGAGGAUGGACUAGAUGUAUCCAUGAUUUUCCGUGUUUACUUUGUACGAAUAUAUUACAGGAUUUCAUCACAUCACACGGACCCACA
Messenger RNA from Somion occarium, 928 nucleotides. NCBI's taxonomy places the organism in Eukaryota, Fungi, Basidiomycota, Agaricomycetes, Polyporales, Cerrenaceae. The record is from the annotation of a GenBank genome assembly.